AUGCAGCAAUAUGGACCACGACGUUCAUUUGUGGAUGCUUCACCAUCAUCAACAAUGACGGCCAUGCGUGGUUUCCAAGCCAGCCUUAAGCCGCUUGCCAUUGCCACGGCAACCAUUGGAUCCUCUGCCUUUCUCAAAAAGCCUGUGCUUUGUCAACAAGCUUAUGCCAACAUCCCACCAGCUGCUCCUCCUGCUACUGGCAUCUUUGAUGAUAACCCUGGAUCAGCACGAAAACCCACCGAUGCUGAAGUAAGCAAGAGUCUUUUCCAUACGGGCGAGUUAUCAUUUGGUGCGGUCCUUGGCGUCUGUACGGGCUAUUUAAUUAAAAAAGUUGGCAAGCUCUUUGCAUUAGCUAUUGGUGCUGGUUUUAUCUUUUUGCAGUACAUGUCAUUCAAAGGAUACAUCACUGUACAUUGGGAUCGCCUUGAGGGUGGCUACCAACGACGCUUGGAUGUGGACAAAGAUGGUCGGGUGACUCAUCGCGAUAUUCGUAGUCAUUGGGACCGAUUUGUCGGUUUUCUCACACACAACAUCCAAUUCAAGUCGACUUUCCUUGUUGGUCUCUAUACAGGUAUUCGCUAUGGAUAG
Lichtheimia ornata is the source of this 588-nucleotide messenger RNA. RefSeq lists its product as uncharacterized. The coding region runs from base 1 to 588 and encodes 195 amino acids. The transcript is spliced from 3 exons. Gene Ontology annotation, biological process: autophagy of mitochondrion. Lineage: Eukaryota; Fungi; Mucoromycota; Mucoromycetes; Mucorales; Lichtheimiaceae. Gene Ontology annotation, cellular component: mitochondrial outer membrane. The record is from RefSeq and is a predicted model, not a curated record.